Durio zibethinus is the source of this 1108-nucleotide messenger RNA. RefSeq lists its product as uncharacterized. The record is from RefSeq and is a predicted model, not a curated record. NCBI's taxonomy places the organism in Eukaryota, Viridiplantae, Streptophyta, Magnoliopsida, Malvales, Malvaceae.
UUUCAGUGCACCUGGCAACAACAGAUUCCCUUCCCUCUUCCUUAAGCUUUUAAACUUUAACAAAAGAAAAAGAAAAUCAAGAAUCUGUCUGAUCACAUCGUCUCCUCGGCUUGAAUCCCAAAUUAGGGUUAACAAAUUAGGACUUUUUAAGGUUUAGGGCUUUCAUUUUUCCAAACAGUUGCCAAUGGAUUUCCAGAGGAAAAGAGUUCAGCUUUUGCUCUUCACCGCUGGAAUCAUCCUUCUUAGUAUCACAGCUGAAAAAUGCAGGCAACUGGUUGGGGAGGAGGCAUCAUCCCAAAGUGGGCAAUUUACAUUAUUAAAUUGCUUUGAUAUGGGCUCGGGUUCCGCAGCUUGUGCAGUGAAGGAGGGUGUGAAGCUUUAUUUCUACAACAUUAGAGCUGCUCAUGUUGAGAGAGCAAGGAAUCUCGCAAUUGAAAAGGCAAUAGAGGAUGCAGUGUCGCAAGGCAUGUCUGCUAAAGAUGUAGCUAAACAAGCUCAAAUAGAAGGGAAAAAGGCGGCGAAAUUGGCAACACGGCAAGCCAAGCGCAUUAUAGGUCCUAUCAUUUCCUCUGGAUGGGACUUUUUUGAAGCCAUAUACUAUGGUGGUACUAUCACAGAAGGGUUUCUUAGGGGUACAGGAACAUUGUUUGGCGCCUAUGCUGGGGGUUUUGUUGGUGAGCAAAGGCUGGGGAGGGUUGGUUAUCUUGCGGGAAGUCAUUUGGGGAGUUGGGUUGGAGGUAGGAUUGGACUGAUGGUUUAUGAUGUGGUUAAUGGAGUGCAUUACUUGCUUCAAUUUGUUCAAAUGGAAGAAAGUGAAAAUUAUGAGGCGCCAGUUUAUGAAAAAUCAGAAGUUUCCGAGGAUUCCUAUGCAUAUGAAAAUUCAGAUUCAUAUGAAUCUCCACCUGAUGAGAGCUCUGAAUCACAAGAAAGUUAUACUUUCUGGUGAAAACAGUGAGUUCAUGUUGUUGUUAUUUUUAAUUCAGAUGAAUUUAUUUACUAAAUUCACAUGUAUAGAUGUAUCAAUAUCAAUAGCGUUGUCACAAUCAUGUUUUUUUGUUAUCAAUAGUGUUAUCAUAUGAAUAUAAUGGUGUUGCUAUCUUCAAAAUCA